AUGACGUUAAACGAUGACGAUAAAAGCACGACAAAAAUGAGAAUAGUUUUUGAUGCUUCUGCGAAAAUUAACCACGAGUCGCCUUGUCUAAACGACAUACUGUACAAGGGUCCUCAGCUAACGCCGCAACUGUACGUUGUCCUCUUGCGAUUCAGAUCAUAUCCUAUAGUUUUGAUAGCCGACAUAGAAAAAGCAUUUCUACAAAUUGCGAUUAAAGAAACAGAUCGUAACUUUUUGAGGUUUUUGUGGUUUGACGAUAUCCUUGCGGAACAACCCACCAUCGUUAGAAAUCGAUUCGCCCGUUUAGUGUUUGGAUUGACGAGUUCACCAUUUUGUUUGAACGGUACUAUUCGAAAUCACGUGAGUCAGUAUGAAUUUGACCCACUGUUUGUUCAAAAGGUUGUGAGGUCGUUUUUUGUCGACGAUUUUAUUGGCGGUCACGUGAAUGAUAAAGAAGUUGUAAAGUUGUUUAAACAGCUUAAACUCCGAUUUAUAGAAGGGAAUUUUUAUCUUCGUAAAUGGCACACAAAUAAUGAAAAUGUUCGGAACUAUAUAAAUCAUAUCACCAACUCAACCGCGCCUCCCCAAACUAAUGGUAAAAUUCUUGGACUUGUUUGGAAUGAACAGACCGAUAAAUUAUGUUUUGACUUUUCAGAAUUAUUGAAGUCGGCAAAAGCGUUAAAACCUACUAAGAGAAAUAUAUUCGUCUUCGUUCUACGAUCCUGUGGGACUCAUUCAACCUAUUUUGAUUAG
Molecule: messenger RNA, 753 nt
Organism: Hydractinia symbiolongicarpus
Lineage: Eukaryota; Metazoa; Cnidaria; Hydrozoa; Anthoathecata; Hydractiniidae
Exons: 1
Coding region: 1-753 (250 amino acids)
Source: RefSeq, a predicted model, not a curated record